AUGGACACUUUAGAAACAGCGAUACGACUUAUGACUCCUUGUUGUUUUAUGACGUCAAUUGAUCUCAAGGAUGCAUAUUAUUCAGUUCCUAUCGCAGCUCAGCAUCAGAAAUAUCUAAAAUUUUUGUGGCGAGAUCAAUUAUACGCCUUUACUUGUCUUCCUAUGGAGUUUACCAGCAGUCCUAGGAUAUUUACCAAAAUUACGCCUACACAAAUUAUUGAAUUUUUAGGUUUUGUUUUAAAUUCUAUUCUUAUGAUUGUCAAACUAACUGACAGGAAAGCUGGAAAAAUAACGAAACUUUGUAUUCAUUUUUGUCAUAAGGGUAAAGCAUUUACAAUUCGGGAAGUAGCGUCCUUAAUUGGAUCGCUAAUUUCAAGUUGCCCAGGGCUUGGAUAUGGCCGCCUUCAUUACCGCAAUAUAGAACGGGAUAAAAUAAAUGCUUUAAAGUCACAGAAGGGCAAUUUUGAAGCUAAAAUGUCCUUGUCGCAUGAAAGUCUAGAAGAUCUUGCAUGGUGGAUAAAAAAUGUUAAGUUUCAACAUCGGAAUAUACAGCAUGGUUCCCCAAACACGGUUCUUUUUACAGAUGCAUCCCUACUAGGAUGGGGGGCGAAAAUUCAAGAUGGUCAGUGUACAAAUGGAAUAUGGACAGCAUCAGAAGCUGCAAUGCAUAUAAAUAUAUUGGAAUUAUUAGCA
Molecule: messenger RNA, 693 nt
Organism: Paramuricea clavata
Lineage: Eukaryota; Metazoa; Cnidaria; Anthozoa; Malacalcyonacea; Plexauridae
Source: the annotation of a GenBank genome assembly